Molecule: messenger RNA, 3494 nt
Organism: Arachis ipaensis
Lineage: Eukaryota; Viridiplantae; Streptophyta; Magnoliopsida; Fabales; Fabaceae
Product: Pentatricopeptide repeat (PPR) superfamily protein
Molecular function (GO): protein binding
Source: RefSeq, a predicted model, not a curated record
CCUAACCUUGCGAAAAACCGGAUUAAAGCCUCUCACAACUAGUCCCAGCUCUCGCCGUCACCGCCUGCGCCUCUCCGGUUUGCCGCCGCAUCCGCUGCCGCGCUCGUUUCUCGUUCUUCUGUUCUGUAUGCAAGAUUCGAAUCUGUUUCUGUGCUGCUUCCGUUCUUCCACUUCCUUUUUGUUGUCGGAACAAAACGGAGUUUUGUUGUUGAUGUUGCUCAAUAUUAAUCUUCCAUGUGGUUUAGCUUCAAGUUCCCCAUCACCAAGUUCACUCACAGCUCCAAGUUCAAAUUCAAGUUUGCUUCAACUGCUGCACUUGCACACUUCAAUGUUUCACACACCGAUUUCAGUGAAAGUGAGGAUUAUUCUUCUUCUUCAUCUUCUUCUUAUUGUAGCAGCAAUAACAUCACCAACGACAACAUAAAAGAAGAAAGUUUUCACAUUGUGAAAAGUUUGCAGAACGAUCCUUCUCUUGCUUUUUCACUCUUCACUCAACUGAAGCAACAACAGUUUGUGGGGUUCCCUGAGAACAUUUCAACCUAUGCAGCAAUCAUCAGGAUUUUCUGCUACUGGGGCUUGAAUAGAAGGUUGGAUUCCGUGUUCCAUGAUCUUAUUGCACUGUCUAAACAGCACCCUUCAUUUGAAAUCCAUGACUUGUUUGAGUUACUAUUGGAUGAUGGUGCUGUUAAUGGUGGGAAUCACAAUUACAUGCUUAGAGCAAUUGAUGUGUAUGUUAAAGCUUGUGUUGUUCUUAAAAUGUUUGACGAGGCCACUGAUUUCUUGUUCCGAACUAGGAGGCGCGGUGUUGUGCCGAAUAUCCUUACUUGUAACUUUCUUAUAAAUAGGAUGGUUGAGAAUGGUAAGGUUGAUAUGGCGUUGGCAAUUUAUAGACAACUCAAGAGACUUGGUUUGUGUCCUAACCAUUACACUUAUGGUAUUGUGAUAAAGGCAUUCUGUAAGAAGUGUGAACUGGAAGAGGCAGCUUAUGUGUUCAAGGAGAUGGAAGAAGCCGGGGUAAGGCCUCAUUCGUAUUGUUACACGGCUUAUAUUGAGGGGCUUUGCAAGAAUAUGAGGUCCACUUUGGGAUAUGCCAUCCUCCAAGCAUGUAGAAGGGAGAAUGUCCCUGUAGACCUUUAUGCUUACAUAGUCGUUGUCCGGGGGUUUUGUAGUGAGAUGAAGUUGGAUGAAGCCGAGAGUGUGUAUUUAGAUAUGGAAAAGAAGGGGUUGGUUUGUCAGGUGGAUGUUUAUUCACCAUUGAUCUAUGGGUACUGUAAAAGUCAUAAUCUGCUUAAAGCUUUAGCCCUACAUGAAGCCAUGCUUUCAAGAGGUAUAAAAACGAAUUGUGUGAUUGUUAGCUACAUCCUCCAGUGCUUGGUUGAGAUGGGCCUUACUAUGGAGGUGGUUGAGCUGUUCAAAGAAUUGAAGGAAUCAGGCAUGUUUCUUGAUGGGGUGGCCUACAACAUUGUAUUCAGUGCUUUGUGUAAGUUGGAGAAAGUGGACGAUGCAGUGGACAUGGUGGAAGACAUGAAAGCUAAGCGUAUGGUUUUAGAUAUUAAGCACUAUACAACCCUUAUAAAUGGAUAUUUCCUUCGGGGUAAACUUGUUGAUGCCUUUGCUAUGUUCAAAGAAAUGAAAGAGAAAGGUUUGAAGCCUGAUAUUGUCACAUAUAAUGUAAUUGCUGCUGGUUUGUCUAGAAACGGCCAGGCUCAUGAUGCAAUUGACCUUUUGGACUAUAUGGAGACUCAAGGUGUGAAGCCAAACUCCAUUACACACAAGAUGAUCAUCGAAGGUUUAUGUUCAGCGGGGAAGGUAGUGGAAGCCGAGGCAUAUUUUAACAGCUUGGAAGAUAGGAGCAUUGAAGUCUAUUCCGCCAUGGUGAAUGGCUACUGUGAAGCAAACCUUAUCGGAAAAUCCUAUGAACUAUUCCUUAAUCUGUCAAACCAAGGAGAUAUUUCUAAAGAAGGUUCCUGUUUUAAGCUACUUGAUAAACUCUGCAUGGCAGGUGACAUCCACAAAGCUAUUAUGCUGCUAGACACAAUGUUGGCUCUUAACGUGGAACCUAGCAAAAUAAUGUAUUCUAAAGUAAUAGCUGCUAUGUGCCAUGAUGGGAAAUUGGAACAUGCUCGUUCUUUGUUUGAUUUUUUCAUCAAGAAAGGAUUUAUGCCUGAUGUAAUAACUUACACAAUUAUGAUAAAUACAUAUUGUAGGAUGAACUACUUGCAAGAGGCCCAUGAACUCUUUGAGGAUAUGAAGAGAAAAGGGAUAAAACCUGAUGUCCUUACGUAUACAGUUCUACUUGAUGGGAACUUGAAAGCAAAUUUAAGAAGGCAUUUCUUGUCUCCAAGUGGAAAAAGAACAUGGGACGUUUCUUCUCUCUGGAAAGAGAUGCAGCAAAUGGAAAUAACUCCAGAUGUUGUUAGUUACACUGUGUUGAUUGAUGGUCAAAUAAGGGCGGCUAACUUUCAAGAUGCCAUUAGCCUCUUCGAUGAAAUGGUUGACAGAGGAUUACAACCAGAUACUGUAACAUAUAGUGCUAUGAUUUCUGGCUUUUGUAUCCGAGGGCACAUGGAGAAAGCUGAUACACUGCUUAAGGAAAUGUCUUCCAAAGGAAUGACACCAGGAUCUGAUCUCAUCUCGGCUUUUGAACGUGGUAUUGUGAAAGCUAGAAAGGUUCAAUUUCGAAAGUAAUCAAUCAGUAUAGACGGUUUGAGCUUCGGUUUGUCCGAAGUCUUAAAGUAUAUCAAGUAAAUACCCAAAGGUUUGAAAGAGAAAAGCCUUGUGAUUUGAUUACUAGGAAGUUGUUGUGCAUAGUACAUCGUUCACAGAAAAUUCUUAAGAAAGUUGCAGUCAAAGUUGAAUCAGGUGAAGACUAAUGCAAAUGUGUUUCUUCAGGCUUGUGUUGUAUUUUCCUUAAAACAAUGGUCCAAGACCAUUUGUUGCUGUAGUUACUGAUUUCGCUGGAUUAUCAGGUAUUCAGUCAGCUAAGACAAGAUUUGAGCGCUCGAGACUAGAAGCUCAAGCACCUUAAGGAUUAUUUUACCAAGGAGAUUUUAAACCAUGGCUAGACACGGAUCAUAUCUUUGGCUAAGGACUAUGUUAGAUAUCACAAGGGAAGUUUCAUUUUGGCUUGGAUGUAAAUUUAGGAUCUUGUUUGGUAACCAAAGCAAAGCUGUGGAGUAUUUCUUAGGGCUUGUGUAUUUUUGUAGAAACAUGGACCAUAGGUCUUGUGGUGACGCCGCGAGUAAUCUAGGGCUACGCAGUGUCUCGUCUGGCUAUAAGGGAAUUAGCCGACGACGGUGAGUUGUAGGUGGAUGCAAACCUUAUGCCGGGAAGCUAACAUGCGCGUGGACGAGUUGGCUAGUUUAGGUCAUGGUCUGCCUAAAUGUAUCUCCAUUUUCGGAGUAAUUUUUUGUUGUUAGUAACCAUGGAAGAGCAGUUGUUCCACCCUUUCUUUUUCCCCACAUAAUUUAUGAGUAUUAUGUAGGUUUCACCCA